Molecule: messenger RNA, 691 nt
Organism: Schistosoma intercalatum
Lineage: Eukaryota; Metazoa; Platyhelminthes; Trematoda; Strigeidida; Schistosomatidae
Source: the annotation of a GenBank genome assembly
AUGGAGUACAACAUAACUACAUGGCCAUUCAGAGAAAACCCAUGGAGUUCCAAGUUAAUUUGUAACAAGUUAUUAGUGAAAUGGACAGAAGGUGUUUAUGCGACGUGCAUAGCAUCAACAGUAUUGGGUUUCAUAUCAGCCUAUAUUUUGCCCGUAUUCCUAAUUAUAUCAUUUAUCAUUUAUACUACACUAACUAGUGUGUUAAUUGCAUCCAAUCAUAAAACUAGAUCGUCGAUUUACUUCCUUGGAUCACUGAUAUCAAAUAUACUUGUCAGUAUAGCGUAUGGCUUGUUUUGGUUUUACUUAACCAAAGGAUUACCGUAUGCAACAAAUGGUGAUAAAUAUUUCUUCCUGUUGUAUGUGUCCAUAGAUUCGUGUAAAUUUUUCCGUUUUUGGCAUUCGUUUUCUUCAAAUCUUAUGUGUAACUUUCUAUUGUGUGCAGCGGUUGAUCGUUAUCUAACUGUUUAUUUCCCGACAAAAUUCUCAAACCUACCAAACAAGUUCGCUUGGUAUGCUUUCGGUUCAGUCUGGCUCAUAAGCUUUCUUAUGACAAUUCCAUUUGCAAUCGUUAGCAGCUUGCUUGCUGUUGGAGGAAAGCUUCAUUGUUGGGUUACACCAGAGAGUAUCUAUUCUUUAUUUUACAAUGCUUUGGUAACAAAUAUGGGACCUGUACAACUAUCCAUCACCAUAA